GGUGGCCCCGGAGGGGGCGGGGCGGGGCGGCCGCCCGCUGGGGGUAGUCCCGGUGCCCCCGCAAGGUGCCAAAUCAGUAGCCGCCCCCUCAGUCCUCGGGUCCCGCCCCCAGGGAAUCAGAAUUCAGUGGGAAAGUGUCUGGUUCCGGGAGAAUCCUCGGGGCGGGGUGAGAUGGGGCGCGCCUGGCACAAAAUGGUUAAAACAAAGUCCGCGCGCGCCCCUGGGCUCCUCGUGUGAAAAGUGUGCGCGCCGGUGGCUGGACACCCCUCUGUUAUUUCGCGGAUUACCGAGAGGAUGGGAUGGAUCUAGGCAGUGACGCCGGCAGCAGCAGCAGCAGCCACGCCAGCUCCCAGUCCAACUCCACCAAAGUGACCCCUUGCUCCGAGUGCAAAUCCUCAUCGUCGCCGGGGGGCAGUCUGGAUUUGGUGUCUGCCCUGGAGGACUAUGAGGAGCCCUUUCCCGUCUACCAGAAGAAGGUGAUUGAUGAGUGGGCGCCGGAGGAAGACGGGGAGGAGGAGGAAGAGGAGGACGAGCGAGGGUAUCGGGAUGACCGCUGUCCGGCCCGAGAGCCGGGGGACGUGAGCGCUACGAUCGGCAGCGGGGGCAGGAGCGUCACCACCGCCAUGCCGUCCCCAAUGCCCAACGGCAACCUCCACCCGCCCGACCCCCAGGACCUCAGGCACAAUGGCAACGUGGUGGUGGCCGGUCGGCCGAGCGCUUCCCGGGGCCCCCGCCGAGCGAUCCAGAAGCCCCAGCCCGCAGGGGGCCGGCGAGGAGGCCGGGGACGAGUCGCUGGGGGGCUUUGCCUUCAGCCCCCGGACAGCGGGACGUGCGUCCCCGAAGAGCCCCCGGUGCCCCCUAUGGACUGGGAGGCGCUGGAGAAGCAUCUGGCUGGGCUGCAGUUCCGGGAGCAGGAGGUGCGAAACCAGGGCCAGGCGAGGACCAACUCCACCUCUGCACAGAAAAAUGAGAGAGAGUCUAUCAGACAGAAGUUGGCACUUGGAAGCUUCUUUGAUGAUGGCCCAGGAAUCUAUACCAGCUGUAGCAAAAGUGGGAAGCCAAGCCUUUCCUCACGACUCCAGAGUGGGAUGAACCUACAGAUAUGUUUUGUCAAUGACAGCGGCAGUGACAAGGACAGUGAUGCAGAUGACAGCAAGACUGAAACCAGCUUGGACACCCCAUUGUCGCCCAUGAGCAAACAGAGUUCUUCCUAUUCUGAUAGAGACACUACUGAGGAGGAAUCUGAAUCCCUGGAUGACAUGGACUUCCUUACCAGGCAAAAGAAAUUGCAAGCCGAAGCCAAAAUGGCCCUGGCCAUGGCCAAACCAAUGGCCAAAAUGCAAGUAGAAGUGGAGAAACAGAACAGGAAAAAGUCUCCCGUCGCUGAUCUUCUGCCCCACAUGCCUCAUAUAAGUGAAUGCUUGAUGAAGAGAAGUUUGAAGCCCACCGACCUGAGAGACAUGACUAUUGGGCAGCUACAAGUCAUUGUCAAUGACCUCCAUUCCCAGAUUGAAAGCUUGAAUGAAGAGCUGGUCCAACUGCUCCUCAUCCGAGAUGAGCUGCACACAGAGCAAGAUGCCAUGCUGGUGGACAUUGAAGACUUGACCAGACAUGCUGAGAGUCAGCAGAAGCACAUGGCAGAGAAAAUGCCUGCCAAGUGAGAAGAAGCCAUCCGCCCGGAGGACACGCUAGAAUUUAUUUUGCUUCUGUGGUUGUAAAAAAAUGCUGUUACUAAAGGUGGCGCAGAAACAAAUAUCAGUGUUAGUCAUUGAUAACGUCUGAAGCUUACUGUCCAGUGAUUGGCCUUCGCUUCUUAAUUUAUUUUAAUUUUUUUUACUCGUGCCACUUAAUAUCAGGCAUUUUAAUAAAACAUUGUUACAAGACAUGUACAGUACUUACACCACCAACAACCAUGGGUAACCAGAGGGUAGUUUUAACUUUAUUUUUAUUUGUUUAGAGAUUUUGAGUUGGGACAGUAUUUGACCAUUGACUACUUUCAUUCUUCACUGUAGUUUUAAAGAAGAACUGUAAAUGACGGUGCUAUAUAAGUCAAAAAAAAAAAAAAUACAUGCCUGCCUCGUAGUGAAGUCGUAGCUCCUUGUUUAUGGAUAUUUUAAUCAGUUUUCAACAUUUUGUGAAUGUUGACUACCUGAAGUUCACUUUUAGAUGUGCUAUUAACAUUCUGUUGGAUCCAGAGGGUUCCUUGAAAGUUUUAUGUAUAAAUAUGUAAAAUAAAAAUUAAAACUUUGUUUCAUAUGA
Molecule: messenger RNA, 2259 nt
Organism: Nannospalax galili (Upper Galilee mountains blind mole rat)
Lineage: Eukaryota; Metazoa; Chordata; Mammalia; Rodentia; Spalacidae
Gene: Schip1
Product: schwannomin interacting protein 1
Exons: 8
Coding region: 300-1661 (453 amino acids)
Biological process (GO): positive regulation of hippo signaling
Cellular component (GO): plasma membrane; cell junction
Source: RefSeq, a predicted model, not a curated record